AUGGGUUGUGGGAUACCAAAACACAAAGGAUUACUCGAAAACUCAAUGACUUUAAAAAAUUAUAGUGCUAGAACAAAUCACUUUCAAGAACUUUCAAGUCACAUAAAAGAUUUGAUGCUUAAGAAAAAGAGGAAAAGAUACAUCAUCAGAGUUUUUACCCCUGAUACUAUAGGGUUAAACGAUGAUUCAAUCACUUUAUAUAAAUAAAAUGGCAUUCGGUUCAAGUGAAAUUAGUUCUGCUAAUUUUCUCUCCCUCAAGCAAUUUUAUCUAUGGGAUUAGGCUUUCCUCUGAGAACUUCUGUACAGCAAUAGCAGUUUAGCUCUGGGAGAUAAGCCGAGGCACUGCUCCAAAUACUUCAAGAGACUCGAAGUUUACCUCUCAGCACACCUGAGGAAGGGGACCAUUAUGCGGAACACGCGCAAGAGCUGAGUCAAAGAAGUUAAGGCAACUCAGCCCAUCGAAGCCGGAACGCUAUAUUUGCUCGUGCCCUGGUGCAACAAAGUGGAUCGAUCCAGAGGCGUUACGAUACGUGGACAAAUAUGGCGGCAGCUCUGGGAAACGGCUACCCUGUAGUGAACGUUAAACAUUAUAAAUUUAAUAAGAUAAGAUUCAAUCGCUUUACCGCUGUCAAAAUCAAGGUAA
Molecule: messenger RNA, 643 nt
Organism: Blepharisma stoltei
Lineage: Eukaryota; Ciliophora; Heterotrichea; Heterotrichida; Blepharismidae
Source: the annotation of a GenBank genome assembly